ACUUGUCUUUCCCCUCAGAUUUGUUUCCGGACCUUGUAAGAGUGCAGCCAAGGAGUGCAUCUUUGGCUCUUAGUACCAGCCACAAUGGCCUCUUACACUGCCUACAGUGGCUACACCAAGCCACCUAUGUCUUACCCAGGAUCUUUCUACGACGAGAAGCAAGCCCAGGCCUAUGCAGAUUACCAAGACUCUGUAUACCAGGAAAAACUAAAAACUGAGAAACGCAAACGCCGGAAUACCAUUUGUUGUGAGGUUGUGGCCCUCAUCAUCGGCUUCAUCGGAUUUAUUGGAGUGUCAGCUGUGACAGGCUUGCCUAUGUGGAAGGUAACAGCCUUCAUUCAGGAGAACAUCAUUGUGAUGGAGACCCGCUGGGAAGGUUUGUGGAUGAACUGCUUCAGACAGGCCAACAUUAGGAUGCAGUGCAAGGUGUAUGAUUCCUUGCUGUUUCUGCCUCCGGAUCUCCAGGCUGCCAGGGGUCUAAUGUGCAGCUCUGUGGCUGUGACCGCGUUUGCUCUCAUCGUUACAGCAGUGGGAAUGAAAUGUACCAAAGUGGUGGACCAUCGUGCUCGCACCAAGCAUAUUGUUCUUGUGUCUGGCGGUUGUCUCUUUCUCUUGGGCUGUGUCACUACCCUGAUCCCUGUGUCCUGGACUGGCCAUGUUAUCAUCACAGAUUUCUACAACCCCCUGCUGAUCGAUGCCCAGCGCAGGGAGCUUGGAGAAGCUCUGUAUAUCGGCUGGGUGACCUCUGGUUUGCUUUUUGCUGCUGGAGUGAUCCUGCUGUGUCGUCAUGCUCCCCGCACUCAGGAACCAGAUGAGAGGAUUAUAUACAACCCUGGGGGAAGUAUUUACCAACCAGCAUACCAACCAUACACGUACCAGCCUGAGUAUACCUACCAACCUCCUUACUCUGCCCCUCCACCACGAUCUGUGGUAUACACACCAAGUCAAUACUAGACAUUUUGGGACUUAUCUGACAAACUUGCUAAGAUUUGCCGCAAAAAUGAGACUUGAGUGAUUUAAAACCAACAGGCCAUACAUGGAAAUGGGCUGGUAUUUUCAUUAUUUUUCAAAGUAGGCAAAGUAAUGCAGAGAAUGGCAUUCAUCAUGGACUUUAUUGUGUUUUAAUGCUGACGAACUAUGCUAAAUUGUCAUAGAUUUAGUUUCUGUGUGCUUUAUUAACACUCAUAUAUUUAAUCUUUGAUAAAAACAUGUUUGUGUUAACCUCUCUGCCUUUAAAGGCUCUGCUGGUAUGUUGUCUGUAUACAAAUCAUGCACCAAGUCAUUUUUAGAUAUCACCACAUGAUUUAUCUUUAUUUUGAGAUUUCAUUGUAAAUAUAAAUUCUUUUUCAAAAUGCAACACAGCAUUUUACAAUAAUCACAGUUUCAAAUAAAGAAGUAAUGUUGACAAAUGUUGUUUUGCUU
Melanotaenia boesemani (Boeseman's rainbowfish) is the source of this 1422-nucleotide messenger RNA. It is a transcript of the gene cldn8.2, whose product is annotated as claudin 8.2. The transcript has a single exon. Gene Ontology annotation, biological process: bicellular tight junction assembly; cell adhesion. Bases 85 to 954 code for a protein of 289 amino acids. Lineage: Eukaryota; Metazoa; Chordata; Actinopteri; Atheriniformes; Melanotaeniidae. The record is from RefSeq and is a predicted model, not a curated record. Gene Ontology annotation, cellular component: bicellular tight junction; plasma membrane. Gene Ontology annotation, molecular function: structural molecule activity.